GAAGUGAUAGUUCAAUGAACUCCUCCAAAUGAAGAAAAAAUACAUCUCUUGAAAGUAUCUCCUAAAAUGUGCAAAUCUCUAAAGAAACAGGAUUAUAAUAAAAUUUGACUCCACUCCAUAUUUUAUGUGUUAAUUGGUCAUUUUAAUGAUGUCACAGACUAAAUGUGAUGCAUGUUGCCAUGGUGACUGCCAUGGUUUUUGAAACUCUUGGUAUUUACUCCAGAGACUGAGUAUGAGACUCUGGUCUCCCCCUGCUGCAGGCCUUUUCCUCCAUCAUGACUGGUUCAACUUCCUGCAUCUGCUGCUGUUCUCCACAUAUUACAUGCUGUGUUUAGAAAUGUAUUCAUAAAACCUCAGACAGACGUGAACGAUGAUCAAUAGUAUUGAUUUUCUUUUUAUUUUAAAUAAGAAAAGAGACUAUUUUUGCAUGGUCGUGUAUUAGCUGUUCACCAAGCAGAGCAGAGCCCGACUGAAACUGGCUGCAGAGAGGAAGACAGUCAGUCAUUUCAUGCAAACGUCUGUGGAGCAACAGCUGAUUUCUGCUGCACUUUACUGACGGUGUGCAGAGCUGUAAGUGUUUUAAAAGGUGCAGCACAGAGUCAGUGGGCUGCUCUGUUAUUUCUAGAAAUACAAAUUCAGCCUGCAGUUUUAAUAAGCCCUGAAAUAAACCAGACAGGAAGAGGAAGUGCUGACCGACGUGAUCAUUAUGAGUCGGUGUGAAGAACUUCACUCCAGUAACGCUGAGCGUCAUGGAGGUUACAUCUGUCUGCUUCUUGAUGAACAUGUUUGUUCUGCUGACUGAACAAACUGAACCGGCUGAAAACGCUGAUGCAUCUUUCCCGGAUAUUUUUCCAAGGAGACUUCAGUUCUUUGAGUAUGAGUCCAUUACUGUCCAGUGUGAACUGAUGGAAGAUGCAAAUGUCUGGAGAGUAAUGAGGGAGUUUCACAAAUCCAGACCAACAAACUCUUCAGACCCCUGCAGCUCCCCAGCUCCAUCCUGCACCAUCAAACCGGCCUUGGAAAAACACAGUGGAGAGUACUGGUGUGAAAACGACCUGGGGGAGACGAGCCGGACCCUCAGCGUCUCUAUUACAGCUGGUCUGGUGAUCCUGGAGGUUCCAGUCCAACCAGUAGCAGAAGGAUCAGAAGUGACACUUCGGUGUAUCCACCAGAAAACUGAGCUGCAUCACAUCAGAGAUUUCUAUAAAGAUGGUCUCCAUCUCAUGACCUGCUACAGCAGCAACAGCUACAUGACCAUCAGAAACGUCUCCAAGGCCGAUGAAGGGAACUACAGCUGCAGCAUCUCUGGAGCCGGAGAAUCUCCUGACAGCCGGCUGGCUGUUCACAGAACACUCACAGGACCAACUGAAGAAACUCCUGUUCAGUGUGAGCAGAACAAAACCUUCAGUCUGGAGUCGGCUGUCAGAGUCGUGUUAUUUGUCUUGUUGUCUCUGGUGACUGGAGUGAUUCUCUACAAGCUGAGAAAAGGAGCAGAACCACAGACAGCGUCAGUCCAUGUCUGUCAGAGGAGGAAACGCAUCACUGACAGGAAGUAAACCGACAGCUUGAACUUCUGAGAUGCAAAAUAUGAUCAAAAUGUGUCAGGAAGCAUAAAAAUGUUAAUAAACUUAAAUAGUUUUUCUCUUUUAUUGGCAAAUCCAUUUCUUUUAGAAUCAAAAUGGAUUUAAAUAAUUAAAACUUUGGUUCUCAAUAAAGUUUUUUUAUUUUAGAUAUGAUGUAUUAUAUUUUCCAUAACUUGACCAGGUUGUCUUUAACUCAUAGUGCAUAUUAAAUAAAAUCUUUAAUCAUUGACCUUUAAAGGUGUGAAUCAAAUAAAAACAGCUGUGCAUUCAUUUCUUGUCAUGAUUUCUUGUAUUUCAUAUUGUUGAGUUUAUAUAUUAUUCACUGUAACAGAAAACUGUGAGAAUAUAACAACUAUUUUAAAAAUUAAUUUGAACAUAAUUUCAUCACAACGAUCAGUUACAAAUAUCAGGUUAUAUAUGACAAUAUUAAGAGAUUUCAAAUGAAUUGUUUUGUUCUUUCACAAGUUUUCGCAGUUAUUUAUUCUUGUAGUUUGUUUUAAAUAAGAUCAACUGUAUGAUAACUUUUGAGCCUUUUAUUUUGGUUAAAUUGAGGAUCAUGUUCCUGAUGGACUCUAUCACUAUUUAAAGAAAAUGGCACACUUUAAAAAAUACAUUGGUAAAUACAUGAAAGAUAAUAGAAAUAAAAAAGGUAAAGAAAUACAAAAAAGCUUGAAAAAACAAACUUCAUAUUAGCAAAAAAAAAGCAAAUGGUAGCUAUAAUUUUUACAUCUUGCACAUUAAUUAAUGUUUUGUAGUUUCUUCUACAGUAGAAAACUUUACUGGUCAACAUAGAUGGAAACAUCAGAGGUCAUUAAACUGAAUUUAUCUGCUGAUAUAAAUAAAUUAGAUUCUCUCACUUUGUCCUGAAACUGAACCCAGAGAAAUUUAGAGGAUAAAAGAAAA
Molecule: messenger RNA, 2486 nt
Organism: Xiphophorus couchianus (Monterrey platyfish)
Lineage: Eukaryota; Metazoa; Chordata; Actinopteri; Cyprinodontiformes; Poeciliidae
Product: low affinity immunoglobulin gamma Fc region receptor III-like
Exons: 6
Coding region: 750-1556 (268 amino acids)
Biological process (GO): immune response; cell surface receptor signaling pathway
Cellular component (GO): external side of plasma membrane
Molecular function (GO): transmembrane signaling receptor activity
Source: RefSeq, a predicted model, not a curated record